Molecule: messenger RNA, 2160 nt
Organism: Anthostomella pinea
Lineage: Eukaryota; Fungi; Ascomycota; Sordariomycetes; Xylariales; Xylariaceae
Source: the annotation of a GenBank genome assembly
AUGGCUUCCACUCACGCCCACGCCCAUACUACUCUGCCGAGACUGCCCAUCUUCGAUGCGAUAUCGCGGCACGACCCUCGUUCACCUGCCGUCGUCCAAUGUCUCUCCGGUCGGACGUUCAACUACGGCGAGCUGCUUCCAGAUGUCUGCCGUGUUCGCGAGGAAAUAUACAAAGUUGCGGGGCGGUCGGACAUCCGAGGCGAGCGCAUUGCGUUCUUGAUAGAGAAUGGUUAUGACUACGUGGUCACUUUCCUCGCAAUUCUUGCUGCGCGCGCAAUUGCGCUCCCUCUCUCGCCUCCCUUCCCAGCCUCCGAGCUACAAUACAUCAUAUCGCAUUCUGAAGCGCUACUGCUAUUACACUCUCUCAAAUUCGCCUCGAAAGCCCAAGAGGUCCUUUCGACCCCCUUUCCAGAGCCCUCGCCGAAGUCAGAUCCAAACUUCGAGCCAUCGCUGAAAGCCUUCGAAUUACCGAAAAACCUCGGACUCGGGCAGGAUGUCAUGUGCUAUGAACCAGUCACCAUUUCACCAGAGGCCGACGCGAAAGGCGCUGGCAUGAUGCUCUACACAUCCGGCACCACUGCCCGGCCGAAAGGCGUGCUGCUUUCAGAAAGCGCGCUGACGGCGCAAUGCCGGGCGUUGAUCGAAGCAUGGAACUACAGCCCGGAGGACAGACUACUCCAUGUCCUCCCGUUACAUCAUAUCCACGGCACGGUCAAUGCGAUACUCACGCCCUUGCUUGCGGGUAGCACCAUUGAGUUCCUCUUCCCGUUCAACGCGGAUGUGGUCUGGCGUCGGUUCGCGAAUCCGUUCCUUGAGGGACCACAGACGAAUGGCGCAACACGUAGUGCCAGAAUGCAAGGUGUUAACGAGACUAAUGGGAUGACUCUCUCGGCUCCGAAUGCCAACAGGAUCGGCCAGAUUGCGACUGAGCUUCAUGGCAUUAUCCGAUCGACUUCUGGAGCCGAUGGAUAUCCCGUUACAACUGGCGUAACUCUGUCAGCUCCUGGGACAAAUCGUAUGAGCGAGUUAGCCGAUGAACUCAAUGGAAUAGUUCGCCCACGUGCCUCCACUCAGAGCAACGGCACUACACACUCAACCUUGGGGACGAAUGGCGCAACUCAUGCAAAUGGUGCCGCCGACUCCGGCGUGGCCAAUGGCGUCACCAGCGGCAUGAACAACGCAAGCGAGGAGGACAAAUUCGCCAACAUGCCAAGGGAGAAGAUCACAUUCUUCACCGUUGUUCCUACGGUAUAUACACGUCUGCUCUCGACGCACAAGAGUCUUGCUCCUGAAAUCGCCGAGGCCGGACGCACCGCCAUCAGCCCCUCGCACAUGCGCGUCUCUAUAUCCGGCUCCGCUGCACUCCCCACGCCCGUAAAGCGCGCGUGGAAGGACUUGAGCCACGGCAAUGUGCUGCUAGAGCGGUACGGCAUGACCGAGGUAGGUAUGGCACUCUCUUGCGGCCUCGACUAUACGGACCGUGUUGACGGCAGCGUGGGGUGGCCCCUGCCCGGUGUAGAAGCGCGCCUCUUCGAUACCGACACCAACGAAGUGAUUCCCGAAGACGACGCCAGCGCCGGCGCCGGCGGCCCAGAGCGCUCAGGCGAGAUCCAGCUCCGCGGUGCCAACGUCUUCGCCGAGUACUGGGCCAACCCAGUGGCAACGGCCAAAGAAUUCGUGCCCGCAACCGACGGCAAAGGUCCCUGGUUCAAGACAGGUGACGUAGCCGUCCGCCGCCCCGUCCCAUCCGCGGGCCAGGCCACGUCCGGCGCCUGGGCGCGAGGGCCCAUGUACUUCAUCCUAGGCCGGCAGAGCGCCGACAUCAUCAAGUCGGGCGGCGAAAAAGUCUCGGCCCUCGAGGUCGAGCGCGAGCUGCUCUCGCUCCCCGAGGUCCUCGAGGCGGCCGUCGUGGCUGUGCCCUCGGGCAAGUGGGGCCAGAAGGUCGGCGCGGUCGUGAUCCUCGACAAGGAGCUGGCGCCGCAAGGGGGGUGGAAGCCCAUGGACAUGCGGCGCGCGCUGCGCGGCCGCCUGGCCGCCUACAAGAUCCCGCAGGUGCUGAGGGUCGUCGACCACAUCCCGCGCAACGCCAUGGGCAAGAUCAACAAGAAGGACCUGGUGCGCAAGGUGUUUGUGGAGGACUUUAGCGGGGAUGAGAUGUAG